AUGAAGAGUUGGCUUAAGUCAGAGUUUGAGAUGAAGGAUUUAGGAGUUGCAACUAAGAUCCUAGGAAUUGGUAUACAGAGAGAUAGAGACAAAGGGGUUCUAAUUCUGUCUCAAGAUGACUACAAAAGGAAAAUUCUCAGCAAGUUCUCAAUGAAGGAAGCAAAGACUACUAAACAACCUAUGACUAAUCAAUUCUACCUAAGUAAGGAACAAUGCCCUAAAACACAAGCUGAAAUAGAAGCAAUGAGUAAGGUGCCUUAUUCUAAUGCAGUAGGGUCAAUUAUGUAUCUAAUGGUAUGUACUCGACCAGAUCUAGCCUAUGCUAUAAGUAUACUGAGUAAAUACAUGUCAAAUCCAGGAGGGGAACACUGGGAGGCUAUGAAGUGGGUAUUCAGGUACUUACUUGGGACUACUGAGAUUGGUCUUAAGUUUUCUAAGCAACAAAAUUGUACACUAGUUGAAGGAUACAGUGAUGCAGACUAUGCAGGUGACAGAGAUAACAUGAAAUCUACUUCUGCCUAUUUCUUCCUAGUUGGAGGAAACUGUGUAAGUUGGAGAGUACAAUUACAGCCAGUAGUGGCCCUAUCCACUACAAAAUCAGAGUAUGUUGCAGUAACUGAAGCUAUAAAAGAGGCUAUCUAA
Humulus lupulus (European hop) is the source of this 642-nucleotide messenger RNA. Its product is annotated as secreted RxLR effector protein 161-like. Bases 1 to 642 code for a protein of 213 amino acids. The record is from RefSeq and is a predicted model, not a curated record. NCBI's taxonomy places the organism in Eukaryota, Viridiplantae, Streptophyta, Magnoliopsida, Rosales, Cannabaceae. The transcript has a single exon.